GAAGAGCUGACUACCACUGGGGAAGAAUCUCUUUUGGAGAUUGCUCCUCUUGGAGUCUUCUCAGUGAGCCCAGGACAAGGGUACGCUCAGCUGAAGCAGAGGUCUCCCCUCGGCCCUGGGCCGCGGCUGCCGCUGUCCGUGGUGCUGAAAAAGCAGCACCGAGCGGAAGCCCCACCCCGACGAGCUGCGCAGCGCGGGGCGGGCCGUGCGGCGGCAUGGCGGAGCGCUGCGCCUGAGGCGGCAUGGAGGCGGAUUUUGCCGCUUUCGGCAGCCCGCUGUGCGGCGAGCUCAAGCGCUUCUGCAAGCGGGCUGGCACCGAUGCGAUUAUAUACGCUGUCCAAACGGCAUUUUGUCCUGGUUUUUGUAGUAUUCUUUGUCUGUUUUGGUUUGACAGUCUUCAUAGGAAUAGCAGGUCCUAAUGUAAUUGAAACUUCUGUAGCGAGAACUGACUUAAAUAACAGCAUAAAGCUGAAGCCUUUUAAUUUAAGUUCGCCACCACUGUCUACUUAUAACCAACAGCUGUGGCUGACCUGUGUAGUCGAGUUGGAUCAGCAUGAUGUAUCACUCAAAAAGAAUGUUACUAUGACAGUCAAAGUGCUUGGAGUGGUGAAGGAUGGAAGCACUCCCUACGUUAAUAAUCAAGUUCACAACCGGACACGGUUGCUCAAUUGUGCACAGAAAUGCAGUGAAAUCAUUGUUGCUCACCUGGGCUACCUGAACUACACUCAGUACAACAUAUUUGUUAGUUUUGAAGAUCUAAAUAAGUUAACGUAUGCAAUACAGAAUAUUACUUUCACAUGGAAGACGUACAAUCCUACAUUUUCACAAGUGGAAAUCUGGUUCCGAUUUGUCUUUGUAGUUCUCACCUUUAUGGUCACGUGUCUGUUUGCACAUUCUCUACGAAAAUUCUCCAUGAGAGACUGGGGUAUUGAACAGAAGUGGAUGUCUAUCCUCCUUCCUCUCCUCCUGCUUUACAACGACCCAUUUUUCCCCCUUUCUUUUCUGGUGAACAGUUGGUUUCCUGGAAUGCUGGAUGACCUAUUCCAAUCACUGUUUCUGUGUGCGCUGUUAUUGUUCUGGCUUUGUGUCUACCAUGGUAUAAGGGUACAGGGAGAAAGGAAGUGCUUAACCUUCUAUCUGCCCAAAUUCCUUAUUGUUGGACUAUUGUGGCUUGCCUCUGUUACGUUAGGAGUAUGGCAGACUGUUAAUGAAGUACAUGAUCCUACAUAUCAAUACAGAGUUGACACAGGUAAUUUCCAGGGAAUGAAAAUCUUCUUCCUUGUGGUGGCAACCACAUAUAUUCUCUACCUUCUGUUCCUGAUAGUGAGAGCAUGUUCAGAACUCCGUAACAUGCCUUAUGUUGAUCUCAGGUUAAAAUUCUUGACUGCAUUAACCUUCGUAGUGCUCGUCAUUAGCAUUGUUAUACUCUAUUUACGCUUUGGAGCACAAGUUCUACAGGACAACUUUGUUGCUGAGCUGUCAACUCAUUAUCAGAAUUCAGCAGAAUUCUUAUCAUUUUAUGGUUUAUUGAACUUCUAUCUCUACACAUUAGCCUUCGUCUAUUCCCCCUCAAAGAAUGCGCUGUAUGAAUCACAGUUGAAGGACAAUCCUGCUUUUUCUAUGCUGAACGACUCAGAUGAUGAUGUGAUUUAUGGGAGUGACUAUGAAGAAAUGCCACUUCAGAAUGGCCAAGCUAUUAGAGCCAAGUUUAAAGAAGAAUCAGACAGUGACUGAUGGAGUGAUUUUGAUAUAGACAGACUUGUUCAGAUGGAAUUAAAGCAGUUUUGAAGUUUUCCUAGAUGGACCACUUCCUUGGCUUACUUACAGUCUGCUGUCGUCUGAACAUGGAAUUCCAGGAAGGACAUUCUGCUUCUGUUUCUGUUUACAAAGGUAAAGCUGAAAAGAAUGCUUGAAAAGGUUGUGGUGGGAACUCAAGGAAACCAAAAUUUAUACGCGUCUUAUAAAAUGCCUGUUGGCAGGAUGUCUCUGGACUAAUAUUUAAGUCUGUGUCCAUUUUGAGGUGUCACAGGUUACGUACGGAUCUUAAAAUUGCUUCUUUGCUGCUUGGUGGCUUGUUGUUUCCCCUCCCUUUAGGAUUAUGUAGAACAGCAUCUUAAACCUCUUGCAUUUGUUCUAGCUCCUUUUCUGUUGUUCACUGCUGUAUGAAGUGCCUCUUUUCCCUUUUGUUUUUCUACCUUAGUCAUUUAGACUGGAGGCAGGGAUCGAUGUGCUUUAAGGUUCUCUCUUCUGCCUCUGUUUUUUUUUAAUAUUAUUUUUUGGAAAUGCAGAAAAUCAAAAGCUUCCCAUUCCUCCUUCUAAGAGGUUGUAUAGACUUCAAACCGUUGUUUUAACUCCAUUUAAAUGGAUUUACCAGAUAUAAGUGUGGGAUAUGUGCAAAUAGGUUCUAGUGAGCAAAAAUGGGCUGUGGUCCAAAGUUACUUGUAUGAUACAGGUUUCAUAACAUGCUUUACCACCCCAGCAAAACUGUUUGUUUUGUUAUUGUUGUUGUUUUCAAUAGCCCUUUAAAUAGAAAAUAUUUAGGCAGAAGUUAACCUCUGAAGGAAGUCAGAACUUUUGUGCGUGUGUGUUCUGGAGCAGAUUGUUACACUUAGAAGAAUACAGUAUAAAGUUCCACUUCAUAUUUCCAAACAUUUCAUUGUAGAUGCUUUUUCUACAUCAGACUUUUUCAUGAAGUUGUAUUUAUUGGCAGUUCUUAUGCUUUCUGGGAACAACUACAGGUGCUUAUGCCUUGAAGUUGCUUAACAGCUUUUGAGCACGUUCUGUGCAUAGCUCAACUUCUCUGUCGUACCACAGUUGCCAGCAGUACUGCUUGAAAUUUUCACCCAUACAUUUUAUGAUUCUUUAUUCCAGUAUGUGCUGGAACAGUUAUAUAGGAAUGCAGUAUUCCUCAUACAAUGAUGCUGCUUCUCUUUUUAAAAGCUGUUUUUCUUCCACACUACUGCUCAGCUCUAUAUAUAUCUGGAUGCUGUUUGUUUCCAACUACUUCUGAAUUUUCAAGGACUUGACCAGUCUCUUCUUUUUUUAAGAAAUAGAUUCCUAACUGUAAUGUACUUUUGUAACAUUUCUCUGCCCUGCUGCUGUGGAAAAGAUAUAUUAGGCAGAAAAUGGUGCUGGCUUACACUAGUAAAUCAUGCUUACGACAGACCCAGUCUAAGCAGAGCAGUGCAAUGAAGUCAUACUAAAUGUACUGAAUCACAUAGAUUACAUAGAGUACAUAGAUUCAGGGGGGCAUAGAUUUAUUCUGCAUUUGUACAGCUGGUUUAGGUUAUUGCAGCACAAUAACCUCCAUGUAGCUGUUCAAGAGCAUUAAGGGGAGACUGGGAGACUUCACAAAGUAACAGUUUACUUACAGAUGAUCAAAGGAACUGCUUCAGGUGGUUGCAAAUACAAAAUAGUCCAGAUUUAAAUCUGCACUCUGUUAGCGUGGUAAGACUUUGUGUGUCUGUAUAAUGUGUAAUUUUUGAGGAUAUUUGGAAUUUACAGCGUUGUGUACCGUUACUGUUUGUUAGAAGCCAAAGCACUAUUGUGAGGCUAAAGCAAGGAAACACAGUGAGAGGUGGGCUGGGAAGAAGGCGGGGGAGA
Molecule: messenger RNA, 3603 nt
Organism: Lagopus muta (rock ptarmigan)
Lineage: Eukaryota; Metazoa; Chordata; Aves; Galliformes; Phasianidae
Gene: TMEM181
Product: transmembrane protein 181
Exons: 18
Coding region: 319-1734 (471 amino acids)
Molecular function (GO): toxic substance binding
Source: RefSeq, a predicted model, not a curated record